Molecule: messenger RNA, 1311 nt
Organism: Brassicogethes aeneus
Lineage: Eukaryota; Metazoa; Arthropoda; Insecta; Coleoptera; Nitidulidae
Source: the annotation of a GenBank genome assembly
GCCGAUUAAUAACAAACUUGACAGCUGUCAGUUGUGAUUUUUCUUGGGUUAGAUAACGCAACGGCACGAAAAUGGCCUUAAAAAAGGACUUUAAGCUGCUAGUGAAGCCGUAUUAUCUGAUAAACAUAUUGAUGAGCCUUUCGUACGUCAUUUUAAAGAACAUUCCCGGGGUGUGCAACUUUAUUUUUCGCACGGACGUCUGCGAAUUCGAUGGUCGUGAAACGGAAAUCUUGUUCUUUCUGGUUGUGGUCGUGAUGAUUAGGUCGCGCAAAUCAGGAAGUGUGACCAUGAUUAAUUAUCUUUCGGCGAGUUUUGUGUACACAAAGAUAGCCAAUUGUAUUUUGUGGUAUCAUGCAGAUAUUUAUAUGGGGGCAGGUUAUACCUUAUUAUUUUUAAUUAUAGCCAUUUUAUUCCCUGAACCAACAUAUGAUGGACCUUCAAAUGUGGUUUAUUUUGGCAGCUCUAAACACCUUGAGAUGGAGCUCGAAAAAGACCCGAGAAUCGUUUGGAUUGUGUGCUUUUACACGGUAUGGAACCCGUUGUGCGUGAAUUUGGCCCCAGUGUUUGCCGAAAUAAGCGUCAAAUACAACUUGGAUUUGCUUAAGUUUGGUAAAAUCGACUUGGGAAGGUACCCUGACGCCAGCAAAAGGUUUUUGGUCAGCGAUAGCCCCCUGAGCAAACAACUACCAACUAUUGUUAUGUUUAAAGAAGGCAAAGAAGUAUCGCGUAGGCCUACUUUCGACGUCAAAGGGAAGUUGAUGAAGUUUUUGUUCUCAGAACAAAAUAUUGUUGCAGCUUUUGACCUAAACAACCAAUAUGAGAGUUGCAAAAAAGAGGCCAAAGAUGGCAACAGCAAAAAAUCUCUCAACAAAAAAAAGAAUUAAUGGAAUCAAGUACAAAUUUUGGCUCGUUUUUUAUUUUUAAAAUUCCAAGAAGAUAUUUGCUUUCAAUUCUUUUGAAUUCGCAAAAUUUCAGGAAAUUGGAAUGUAGAUAGGUGUUCAUCGAUUUGUAAUCUGGGUUGCAUACCUACAUAAUUCACAACCUGUAUAAAAAACGGACUUUAUUAGAAUAGCAAUAAUUUAUUUUGUGUCGUCAAUUUUUUUCGUUUGCAUUCAUAGUAUGUAGUAGUUGAAAGUUCAAAGAAUUCUCUAUCUGUCAAAUUGACAGAUGUCAUGACGUUUUUAUACUUGUUAUUUUUUUUAUUUUGUUUCCGUACUAUUUUUAUAAAAUAGUUUUGAAAUGUUGUUUUUGUCUUGGAUAGAAUAUAAUGUAGGAGUGACUUUUGAUGUGUUUAUGUAAUUUAAGAAAUAA